UUGAUAGACAGAAGAGAAGCCUUCCCUGCAAUCGGCAUAUAAACUGUGAUACAUUGUGUCCAGCACUUAAACUUUGAUACGUGUCCAGCAUGCUCUAGAAACCAUCCAUUCUAAAAACAGUGAAGCUGUUUCUGUCCCGAAACCGAAAAGGGCAAAGGAAGUUGGGCCAGGUGAGACUGGUCCUUUGUGCAGUUUUUUUAAGGCUGAGAUGAAUAAAGCCGUACUCUCUAGGGAGUAUUCUUUUUUCAAACUCAGGCACCCCCUUGCUGAGUUGGUCGCAAUCAUUGUUUCGCUCCAGCAUUAACCACAUUCCAGAGAGGCGGAGUGCACCCCGUCCACUUCCUCGCAUUCCUUCUCCACAAACGAGUCCCUUGCGCUAAAUUGUGUUUAAAAUGGGUUUUGGCGCACUCUGUCUCUUUUAAUAUGUAAGAUGUGGCUGUUAGUGGUGCAUUGCAAUAUUUUCUCGACCUCAAAUUUAAAUGUGAGGCUCUUUUGGAAAACUGGAGAAAAACUUGACAAGGGAAAAUUCCUCCGCGCAGCGCGCCAUUGACUGUAAAGACCUUUCAAUUUAACAAAAACUGAAGUUGACAAAUGUAUGUUGAAACUUUGUGAUAAGGGUUUAUGUUUUCGAAGAAAAAGAUCAUGCACCGCUUCGAGAUUUCCAAGCACACUGGCUGUUCAGCAAACAGGCGACGAUACCUGGAUUGAGCCUGCGUUUUGUUAUGAUUUCCAAGUGAAAUGCAAUUACUGCUAUCUCACUCGGUAGUCGGUUUGUGGACUAGUGAUCUCUUUCUCUGAACUUGUUCGUCGGCUCCGGAGCAAACCAUGGAUCACUACGAGGAAGAUUUGGGACUCCGGGCGAGUAAAUUAAUGGAGGACCUUUCCUUAUAUGAAGCAUACAAGGAUGGAAUGUACAGUUUAAGGAGGGACAUGGUUAUCAACCCCGAUUUGGAUUUUUCGUCUCCAACGAUACCCGAGCAUAAAAGUACGACAAUGAAUGGCAGCUCUGCGCCUCACCAACAGAUACACACCGUUGAGAAUUACAUGUCUGGAAAUAAAGUGUACACUGCGGCUCCCGUGCGCCCGGUGAAUGGCAACAGAGCCGUUCCUGUGGAUUAUUGCACCCCUCAAAGAGACACAGUUUAUCCUAAUGAAGAUGGCUAUUGCACCAAAUCCGAAAUUGCUUUGCCGUGUUAUAGCGGCGCGUCCGAGCGACACAGGAGGUACUCCUUGGAGGUUCUGGGGCAUAGGUACAGCACUGGUAGCGCGUACGAUGGAGUGGUUUUGAACAAGCCAGUACCUUCACCUGGCAACAGAUGCAACAGUAUAUGUGUUACCACCAACCACGACGGCAGAUACAAUGCAACCAGCCCGCGGUCCAGUUUCGUAUCCUCCCUCUCCUCCCAGGAGCAAAGCAAACAUGCAAGCCCGAGGUCGAGCAUCAGUAGCCCGCGCACGAGUCUGGUGGUACCCGGGCAAGACAAGUAUACGAGUCCCAGGUCCAGUCUGGUACACUGUGAAGGGAGCAGUGCCCUCAGCCCCCGGUCUAGCUAUGCAAGUACAGCCAGCGACACAAGUAAACAUUCCAGCCCAAGGGCCAGUCUGAACAGCUAUGACUGCUGCAGUAAGCCCAGCAGUAACCGCACCAGCGGCAUCAGUAUGGGCUACGACCAAAGGCACAUCAGCCCCAGGUCCAGCACAGCGAGCCAGUAUUCUUGUACCACCAGUCCACGCUCUAGCUAUUCAGAUUCGCGUUACAUGACUGUGGAGAACCAUGAUCUGGAGGGUGCAGUUUUGCAUGGCAUGCCGGUGGCCAGUCCCCGGUCAAGCAUCUGCAGCCAGGACGGGUGCGCAAGACCCGGGACAAUAGCUAACUGCGUCGUUAGUCCCCGGUCCAGUAUCUCCAGUCACAGUUCCAGAAGUUCCCGGAGCUCCAGGGGAUCUAUGAGCACCUACCCAGAUCUCCAACUGCCUUCACCCAGGUCCUCAAUGCUGGGGACGGGUUUGCAGGAGGACAUACUAACACAAGAUUGUGGCGAUACCAACGGUGUUCAUAGUCGUAUCCAUCUCCAAGCGCUCUCUGGGAUGCCAGAGGCCCUGCCACAGCAUGCACCACAACAGUCAACCCAGGCAGGGAUGAACACAGAGGUGACCGCUGGAUCACCAUCAUCUUCUUAUGGGCUCCAUAUGAAAACUCCAGCCUCAGGGCAGAGGUUUAAACUACCUUACCAGGUGACCCCAUGCCGGGAAAGUGGCCCAAGCCAAGCAGAAAGGAGUCUGGAAGCACUCACCUUGGAGCUGGAGAAGGAGUUAGAAAUGCACAUGAAAAAAGAAUACUUUGGUAUCUGUAUCAAGUGUGGGAAAGGUGUGUAUGGAGCCAGCCAAGCCUGUCAGGCCAUGGGGAAUCUGUACCAUACCAACUGCUUCACCUGUUGCUCCUGUGGGAGGAGGCUGAGAGGGAAAGCUUUCUACAACGUCAACGGCAAGGUCUACUGUGAAGAGGACUUCCUGUACUCUGGCUUUCAGCAGACGGCAGAGAAGUGCUUUGUAUGUGGUCACCUCAUCAUGGAAAUGAUCCUGCAGGCACUGGGCAAGUCCUACCACCCUGGCUGCUUCCGCUGUGUGGUCUGCACAGAGGGUCUGGACGGAGUACCUUUCACUGUGGACGUGGAGAACAACAUCUACUGUGUUAAAGACUACCACACGGUCUUUGCCCCAAAAUGUGCCUCAUGCAACCAGCCCAUCCUCCCUGCUCAGGGCUCUGAGGAGACCAUCCGGGUGGUGUCCAUGGACAAGGACUACCAUGUGGAGUGCUAUCACUGUGAGGACUGUGGCCUCCAGCUAAACGACGAGGAGGGUCACCGCUGUUACCCCCUGGAUUGCCACCUGCUCUGUCACGGCUGCCACAUCCGCAGGCUCAAGGUCCCGGUGCCCGGCCACCAGCCACCCAGCUACCCACUACACGUCACUGAGCUGUGAGAGGGCAGGGUCGGCGAGGAACCAACCCCAGCCAAGCCCAACCCACCGCUGACCCGCCUCCCAGGUGACCUGAGACAACAUAGCAGAAAGAAGAAGGAAUCCCCCGCCCACGGAAUCCCGGGAACUUCAGAACCUCUUCUUGCAUGACAGAACAGAACAGAGAGACCCUGGGAGACUUCGCUCUCUACUUGCCGGCCGUGCCCUGGGGAGAGGAGAUAGAUACAGGGCCAUGGACAAGUCACAAGACCGGGCUGGGAGAGAGUCCACGUCUCUCUCUCUCUCUCUCUCUCAUCAGUUUUUUUCUCCCUCCUUUCUCCUUUUGGUCUGUGAACAGUGAAGCAGGCCGAGGCCCCAGCCCACCCAGAGGCCCUGGCCGAUGUCAGCACCGUGACCCCUGCACAUUCAUCACAGUGGGGACUGGCCUGGAUGGAGAGAGGGGGCCACUCUCUCUAUCUCCAUCGUUCUCUUUUUUCCUCCCUUUCUAUUUUCUUAAUUCCUUCGAGCUGAAGCCCAAUGCCAUGAUGCAUUUACUGCUCCUCUGUCAGAGAGAGAGAGAGAGCUGGACAGCGUCUCUGCCAGGAGACUGGGAGGCCAUGAAACAGGCCGCUACAUAACAUUCCAGCACUGUCUGGCAGGGAUAGAGGGUUGGACAUGCUGUGCCUUCAGAGUGGCCUUCCACUGAGAAACCUCACCGAAUGGUGACAGUGCCACAGUCCAGCUAUCUACGGCACCUUUUGGCUAUGCAAGGGUACCGAGUCUACCAGCAACAGAGCGCCUUUGUGUGACUCUGUGACACACUCUCCUGUACCAUCCCUUCAUGUGACUCUGUGACACACUCUCCUGUACCAACCCUUCAUGUGACUCUGUGACACUCUCCUAUACCAUCCCUUCAUGUGACUCUGUGACACAGUCUCCUAUACCAUCCCUUCAUGUGACACAGUCUCCUGUACCAUCCCUUCAUGUGACACUGUGACACAUGCUCCAGUGCUCCUUGGCAUAGUGGAUGUUCGUGGCACCACAUGCGCUGUCAGUAGCCACAGCGCUAGCCUGGGCUGGCACUCAUUCCACUUAGCAGUCUUAGAAGACGUGACCUCGAGAGAUUCACAAGCAGUGUCUCAACGAUUAUAUAACAAGAUAAAAAGUUAGAAGCACGUAGAUUGCCUAUAUAUUUUGCAGACAUUUUCCACAUAAGAUUCUAGAAUUGUAGUGUAUUUUUUUGCUGCGUUAUUAUUAUCAAAUGGAAUCGGAGGCCAAGCGAGCUGUCGGCGUCUUAACGGUCCUCUGAAGGGUAUUGGUCCGUUGUUUAAUUUCUCCUCAAGGACACAUGUCCUAGAGGCCUCUGUGUUGUCGUUGGUCAUGCGAUCCACAGACCUGUUAACAUGUACAGUUCCACACACUGGUUAUUUGACCCAUAUGGUAGCACUGAGUAAGUGAGUGUCUGACCAUCGAGAGUCCCCACAUAUCCUCCUCAUGCACACGUUACUGUGUCAUACCUACUGGUUGAUCGGAUUGUCUGGUUGGUUGUGGGAGUUGCUGGUCCAACCCAUGUCUCUGGGGAAUCCAUCCCCCGUGUUUUCCCUUGCUGGUUGUGCCCGUGUGUGUGUGUGUGUGUGUGUGUGUGUGUGUGUGUGUGUGUGUGUGUGUGUGUGUGUGUGUGUGUGUGUGUGUGUGUGUGUGUGUGUGUGUGUGUGUGUGUGUGUGUGUGUUUGUUGGUCUACAGACGCUGAGUGUACAAAACAUGAAGAACUGCUCUUUCCAUGGCAUAGACUGACCAGGUGAAUCCAGGUGAUGUCACUUGUUAAAUCCACUUCAAUCAGUGUAGUUGAAGACAGGUUAAACGCCUUGAGACAAUUGAGACAUGGAUUGUGUAUGUGAGCCAUUCAGAGGGUGAAUUGGCAAGACAAAAUAUUUUUAAGUGCCUUUGGACAGGGUAUGGUAGUAGGUGUCAGGCACACCAGUUUGUGUCACAAACUGCAAUGGUGCUGGGUUUUUCAUGCUGAACAGUUUCCCGUGUGUAUCAAGAAUGGUCUACCACCCAAAAAACAUACAACCAACUUGACACAACUGUGGGAAGCAUUGGAGCCAACAUGGACCUGCAUCCAUGUGGAACACUUUUGACACCUUGUAGAGUCCAUGUCUGAUGAAUUGAGGCUGUUCUGAGUGCAAACGGGGGUGUAACUCAAUAUUAAGGAGGUGUUCUUAAUGUUUGGUAUACCCAGUGUGUGUGUGUGUGUGUGUGUGUGUGUGUGUGUGUGUGUGUGUGUGUGUGUGUGUGUGUGUGUGUGUGUGUGUGUGUGUGUGCACCAGUGGCAGUGCCAUGGUGCAUGUACCUUGUUGAGUGAGCAGGACAACGGCCAUCCAGCUCCACAAAAUGACCCAUGCUCUCUCAAUCUCUCUCCAACAGAAAGGAUGGGUUAAGGCUCUGACUCAGGCCUACCCAGUACCUGCUCACAGUAGCCUAGUCAGAGGAACUGUCCUCUCAUACUACUGAAUCUAACAGACAAGGAGGCUGACGUAGAGAUUACGGAGAGGAGUGGCCGACACAGGCAUCAUGUGCUUUCUGAUGUAUCCCUCGAUGAGAUUCUUUGGAAUGUAAUUAUUAGUGUAUGUUUGGCAAACUGUUGUUUAAUUUUUUCUCUGCUCCCAGUUGUAUAUUUUCAAAAGUGAAAAGGCUAGUGUCCCUGGAGUACAUGUUUUUGCUGGGAAAUUCCCUUUGAUGGUAGAUAAACUGAAUCUCAGCAUAGUAUGACGAGACUCCUAGUCAAGGAAUGUGUAAUACACUUGAAGAAUGAGGCAAUGGCAUUUUCUGAACUGUAGUUUGAAUAGUACAAUAAGACCCACUCAUAUCAAUCUCAAAUCAUUUUUCAUUAAAGCAGAAAAUGUUUAGACUUGACAAGAGUUGAUCCCCUUUAACGAUGUCUUAAUACACCUCUUUUAAAAAAUACUACUUCAGUUCCAUUUCUAUUGCAUAGCACACAGCUAGUUUCCCCAGACCUGUGCAUAAAGAGGCUAGUUUUCCUUUCAUCCUCUGUCAUAAAUCACUCUGAAAGUGAAGACUUCUCUCUCUCCUAUCAGUAGUUUUCAAUAAGCACAUAUGACACCUCUGUCACAUCACUUUUGUAUCGCUUUUGUAUAAGUGUUUGAUUACCUAGAUGGUUCAUAAAAAAGGAACCUAGAUUUAUUUAUCUAAACAUGAAAAAGUCUAAAGUUAUUUAAUGUAUUAAAAAUCGGGACGUAUCAUUUAACUGUAGAUUAUAUAAUCUGCUUUUUAAAUAAAGUGGUUUUGUAGCUAACUUAAA
Molecule: messenger RNA, 6278 nt
Organism: Oncorhynchus kisutch (coho salmon)
Lineage: Eukaryota; Metazoa; Chordata; Actinopteri; Salmoniformes; Salmonidae
Product: Wilms tumor protein 1-interacting protein homolog
Exons: 8
Coding region: 826-2979 (717 amino acids)
Biological process (GO): regulation of DNA-templated transcription; response to hypoxia; negative regulation of hippo signaling
Cellular component (GO): P-body; adherens junction; nucleus
Molecular function (GO): transcription corepressor activity
Source: RefSeq, a predicted model, not a curated record